Messenger RNA from Ostrinia nubilalis (European corn borer), 3933 nucleotides. RefSeq names its product monocarboxylate transporter 14-like. The transcript has 5 exons. The record is from RefSeq and is a predicted model, not a curated record. Gene Ontology annotation, molecular function: monocarboxylic acid transmembrane transporter activity. Bases 471 to 2762 code for a protein of 763 amino acids. Gene Ontology annotation, biological process: transmembrane transport. NCBI's taxonomy places the organism in Eukaryota, Metazoa, Arthropoda, Insecta, Lepidoptera, Crambidae. Gene Ontology annotation, cellular component: membrane.
UUCGUAGGUUCUAGCCAAUCAAGGCCGAGAAUUAUUAUUUCGAUUAUUUUCGAACGAAUGUGCGUGUUGAGUAAUGUCUGCUCCUUUGACCCGCGAGAACAAAUUCACGUAAAGUAGGGUAGAAAUUAACUGAUAAACUCGUUUUUAUAAUUAAAAGAAGUCACCUCAGACAUUCUAGUGUAUAAAUAAUCCAAGUUCUUCCAAAUUUACCGAGAAAUCGAACCGAAGUGCCUAAAUUCUUGUAGAGACCUUUUGUUAUUUUAAUUAUCAAGAGCCUUUCAUUUGUUUUUGUUAGUGUUUUGUGUCUUCAAACGCGUCUUGCGAUGGUCCGAGCUGUUUUCUAGCAUCGUCCGGUCGAGUACAGUAUUUUGCAUGAGGUCACGGCGGUGUGGUGUCCGCAUGGAAGCCCGGCGGACUGGUGAGCUCGCGCUGCACCCGCUGCGAGCGCAGUUCCGCCGCGCCCUGCCGGAAUGGACCGCGCGGGCCUCCCGUCGCCGCCGCACUGCGCGAACCAUCGGCCGCUCCAAGGAGGACCCCGCGAAACCCUCGAUACCGCAGCCCCGCCCGCGGAGGCCCUAAGCGACCCAGAGACUCCGCGGCCCGCGCCGCGCGCGCUUCCCUCCAUACCCGAGAGCGAGCCGUUGCUCCGCGCGCCGCUCAGUGCCAGUGCGAUCAGUGAGAAUGCCGCGCGCAAGGGGCGGCCGCUGCACGUGCAGUUCGACGCGCAGUCGCCGCCCGCUCCCGUGUCCGUUUCCAGCUCCAGCGCCAGCUCGUCCGACGACGAGGACGUGUCCAUCGCAGAGGCCCGCCCGCCCGACGGCGGCUUCGGCUGGGUCGUCGUGUUCGCCUCCUUCCUCGUCAACCUCAUCGCCGACGGGAUCACGUUCAGCUUCGGCGUGUUCUUCCCGCACUUCCUGGAGUACUUCGGCGAGGGCAAGGGCAAGACGGCCUGGAUCGCCGGCAUCUUUAUGGCCAUGCCGCUGCUGUCCGGGCCCAUCGCCAGCUUCCUCACGGACCGCUACGGCUGCCGCCGCAUGACCAUCUUCGGCUCCAUAUUGGCGACGCUCGGCUUCGUCAUUUCCGCCUUCGUGGACAGCAUGGAGACGCUGUUCCUGACCUUCGGCAUCAUGGCCGGCUUCGGCCUCAGUUUGUGUUACGUAGCAGCAGUAGUGAUAGUAGCGUAUUAUUUUGACAAGAAACGCUCUCUGGCAACUGGGAUAUCAGUUUGUGGGAGCGGCAUCGGGACUUUCAUAUUCGCGCCGCUGACGUACGUCUUGUUGGACGAGUACGGGUGGCGAGGAACUACUUUGAUAUUAGCCGGACUAUUCCUAAACAUAGCCGUGUGCGGUAUGUUGUUCAGAGACUUGCCCUGGACGACGACGAUGAACGCAGAGAAAGCUAGAGAAAGAAAGCGCAGAAGAGAGAGGAAAAGAAACAAGCGCUACGGUUCCUCCGCUGACAGUUUUUCAGACAGCAAGAGUAGCGCAGCAGGGUCUGCCAAAGUGGCGGAAGCAGGGGACGUGGAAGUGGUGACGUCUCCGAUUGUUCCCCAAUUCAGUUCUUUGGUAGAUCUUCCAACAUUCAUGACGGGAGGCGAAGGCGUGUCGCUCGAAGUGUUCGAGUUGAUGUCGAACAGAGGUCGGGCGUACGCCAUGUUGGCUCAGAACUACCCGGGCGUGAUGCUUCCCUCCCGAAGUUUCAGUGACAGUGGGCGUCUGCACGAGCAGUCGCCGCCUCGAGCGUUGAUGUCUCCGGGGGUGACUUCUCCGGGGGCUUUGUCUCCGACGGCCCCGAGGCCACCUGAGACCAAUAACACCUCGGCUCCUCCCCCUCUCAGCGACAAGGCUGCUAUGUCCUUGUGGCUGCGACGGCAGACGGCCACGGGUGCGUCCACGAAGAAGCCGCCGGCCUUCCUGAAGGACCUGAAGCUGCAUCGGCACUCGCUGACGUACAGAGGCGCCAUGCUCAACAUCAACCGCUACAGAUUAAGAGCCUCGUCCUGCCCAAACAUUUUCAGGAAUUCGAUGACUACUAUUGCUAAGGAAAAGGUUCAAUGGUACGCCGGCCUAUGGGACUUCUGGGACCUGGUGGUGGAUGUCCUGGACUUCUCUCACUUCCUCAACCCGGCUUUCCUGGUGUUCGCGAUAUCCAACUUCUUACUAUACAUGUGGUACGACGUACCGUAUGUGUAUAUAGCUGAUAACGCCUUGAAGAUGGGCUUCAACGAGUCGCAGUCGUCUAUGCUGAUAUCGAUCAUUGGGAUCCUGAACAUGUUCGGAGAGAUCCUGCUGGGCUGGGUGGGCGACUGGGAGUGCGUAGACGCGAGCCUGGUGUACGCAGGAUGCAUGGUGCUGUGUGGGCUGGUCACGCUGAUCAUGCCAUUGCUCUCCGGCUACGCGGCUUUGGGCGCGGCCGCUGGAGCCUUCGGCAUGUUCAUCGCGGCUAACUACUCGCUAACGAGUAUUAUACUGGUGGAGCAGAUCACGCUGGAGAAGUUUACCAAUGCAUAUGGGUUGCUGCUGCUGAUGCAAGGCGCUGCGAAUCUGAUGGGACCGCCCUUAGCUGGCUGGGUGUACGAUAUGACGGACUCCUACGACCUGUCCUUCUACUUAGCAGGCGUCUUCAUCGGGAUCUCCGGCCUUAUCCUGCUGGUGCUGCCUCUGCGGCGACUCGUCACUCGCCGUUCCCGCCGCGCGCACCUGGCUAACGUCGCUAAAGUGGCUAACGGCGGCCUGAAACAGAACGGGAACCUUCUUGUGUAAGGCAAUUUUGGUAAACAUCCCCACUAUUGAAGGCAAUGUUGCAAUCAAAGCGUGACCUGGCUAACGUGGCUAAAGUGGCUAACGGCGGCCUGAAACAGAACGGGAACCUUCUUGUUUGAGGCAACUUUGGUAAACUUCCCGAGACUUCCUUCCAUAUUGCCAAUUGAUUGAUUUGUAAAGCAAGAUUGUCAUCUUUAAGGCAUAUUGUUAUCCAUGUUAAGAUUGAAACCUUGUAACUAUUGGGUAGGGUUAUAAAUCAGAAUGGGUUCUCGUGUGACGGUGUGAGGCAAUUUUGGUAAACUUCCUAAUUAUUGAAGGUAAUAUUGAACGAAAGCGCGACCUGGCUAACGUGGCUAAAGUGGCUAACGGCGGCCUGAAACAGAAUGGCAACCUUCUUGUGUAAGGCAAUUAGUAAACAUGCCGACUAUUGAAGGCAAUGUUGCAACGAAAACGCGACCUGGCUAACGUGGCUAAAGUGGCUAACGGCGGCCUGAAACAGAAUGGCAACCUUCUUGUGUAAGGCAAUUAGUAAGCAUCCCAACUAUUGAAGGCAAUGUUGCAACGAAAACGCGACCUAGGCUGGAUAACGUGGCUAAAGUGGCUAACGGCAGACUGAAACAGAACGGGAACCUUCUUGUGUAAGGCAAUUAGUAAACAUCCCCACUAUUGAAGGCAAUGUUGCAACGAAAGCGUGACCUGGCUAACGUGGCUAAAGUGGCUAACGGCGGUCUGAAACAAAACGGGAACCUUCUUGUUUGAAGCAUCUGGUAAACUUCCCGAAAAUUCAUGAUCUGGGUGGAUUGAUUUGAUUUGUAAAGCAAGGUUAUCAUCUUUAAGGCAUAAAAUAUGUUAUCCAUGUCAAGAAGGAAACGUUGUAACUCUUGGAUAGGACUAUAAAAAAGAAUGGUUACCUUCUCGUGUGAGGCAAUUAGUAAACUUCCCAACUAUUGAAGGCAAUGUUGCAACGAAAGCGUGACCUGGCUAACGUGGCUAAAGUGGCUAACGGCGGCCUGAAACAGAACGGCAACCUUCUUGUUUGAAGCAGCUUUGAGAAACUUCCCAACUAUUGAAGGCAAUGUUGCAAUGAAAGCGACGGAAAUCUUCUUGUUUGAAGCAUCUUUGGUAAACUUCCCGAAACUUCCUGAUUGGAGUGGGCAAUAUUGCCAAUCGA